Haliotis rubra (blacklip abalone) is the source of this 796-nucleotide messenger RNA. RefSeq names its product translocon-associated protein subunit beta-like. Gene Ontology annotation, cellular component: endoplasmic reticulum; membrane. NCBI's taxonomy places the organism in Eukaryota, Metazoa, Mollusca, Gastropoda, Lepetellida, Haliotidae. The record is from RefSeq and is a predicted model, not a curated record. The coding region runs from base 150 to 719 and encodes 189 amino acids. The transcript has 6 exons.
AUUUGAUGGCUCCUCAGAAAAUGCCUAACUCGUUCUCCAUUAAUUGCAUAUAAGAUAGGGAUUAGUUCUUUGGGGAGUAGUACAAAAUCACAAGCCCACAACGCAUCUGACUUCCUUUUCACACUGGCCGGCUCUGACGAGGAAGCGUGAUGAAUCUAUUGGUAGCUGCUGUGUUUCUGGCUGUGAGCCUGUUUGUAGUGUGUCCAGCAGAAGAUGCUGGUGAAGCUAGGUUAUUGGCAUCAAAGAACAUCCUCAACCAGUACCUUGUAGAAGGCAAAGAUUUGACAGUAGAAUAUAGAAUAUUUAACGUGGGAGGAAGUGCAGCUUUAGGAGUUCAACUAAAAGACGAUAGCUUUCCAGAAGCUGAUUUUGAAGUUGUGAAUGGAAACCUUCAAGUUCAGUGGGACAGAAUAGCUCCCAACUCCAAUGUGACCCACGCUGUCAUUUUAAGGCCAACAAAAUCUGGCUACUUCAACUUCACCUCAGCUGAGGUGAACUACAAGGCUUCAGAGGAGGCCACAGAGUCUCAGUUUGGCUACACCAGUGCUCCUGGAGAAGGAGGUAUUGUCAACAAAAAGGACUUUGAGAGGCGCUUCUCCCCACAUGUGCUGGACUGGCUGGUGUUCGCAGUGAUGACCCUGCCUUCACUUGGAAUUCCCUACCUCCUGUGGUACAGCAGCAAGAGCAGAUACGACACUCCAAAACCCAAGAAGAAUUAACAUUCUAUGCAAUCUUUAGUCACUCAUGCAUCACAAUAUGUUGUCCUUUUUUUUAAAAAUAAAACUUUACAAAUUUA